AUGGAUCAUGAGUCCGCGUCACCGCCGCCCUCGCUCGCUCCUCCGGCGACCGAUGCUCCCUACCGAAUACCUCUCUUCACCUACGUAACACGCACUACCUCUACCUCGUACACAACAGACAUCCGCCUCUUCUUCGGCAUUACGGUUCUGAGCUCACUUCUCGUGUAUUCGAGAGGUUUUGGCUGCGAGUUCUUUCUGCUGUUUGCAGGUGCAGGCGUGGUCGUGUGGAAGACUGCAGAGCCAAGAGAGGGUAUGGAGUUCAAGAGGGUCAAGAGAGCUUUGAGAGGAUGA
Aureobasidium namibiae CBS 147.97 is the source of this 291-nucleotide messenger RNA. RefSeq lists its product as uncharacterized. NCBI's taxonomy places the organism in Eukaryota, Fungi, Ascomycota, Dothideomycetes, Dothideales, Saccotheciaceae. Bases 1 to 291 code for a protein of 96 amino acids. The transcript has a single exon. The record is from RefSeq and is a predicted model, not a curated record.